AUGUUGAUUCGGAUACUACUGAUUAAUGGCUGCUUAUGCGCAAUUGUAAAUUGUGUGGACUUGCAUAUUGGAGGCGUUUUUCCGAUGGAAGCGGGUUCGGGUGGAUGGGCUGGUGGUGAAGCGUGUCUACCGGCCGUUCAGAUCGCCCUUCAGGAUGUAAAUGCCAAUACCAAUAUUUUACCGGGUUAUGUGUUGAAAUUGCAUUAUCAUGAUAGUAAGUGUCAGCCGGGUCUAGCAGCAAAGCAAAUGUACGAAUUGUUAUAUAAAGCUCCGACAAAGUUGAUGUUACUAGCUGGUUGUAGCCCGGUUACGACUGUUUUUGCGGAAGCGGCUCCAGUCUGGAAUCUCGUUGUGCUUUCUUAUGGCGGUAGUUCUCCAGCACUCUCCAACAGGCAUCGUUUUCCGACACUUUUUAGAACUCAUCCCACUGCAAAUAUGCAAAAUCCAACAAGGGUAAAACUUUUCCAAAAAUUUAAAUGGAAGAAAAUAACGAUUUUGCAAUCAGUUGAAGAAGUAUUCACAUCGACAGCUAAGGAUCUUGAAGAGCAAUGCAGGGAGAAGGGUAUUCGAGUUGAACGGCAAAGUUUUUACGGUGAUCCAUCUGAUGCUGUAAAAACCUUGGUACGUCAAGAUGCUCGGAUUAUUGUUGGUCUGUUUUACGUUACUGAGGCUCGUCGUGUACUCUGUCAGGCCUAUAAACAUGAUCUUUAUGGUAGAAAAUAUGUUUGGUUUUUCAUUGGUUGGUAUGCUGAUACGUGGUUCAUUCCACCAACUGAUGAGCCACUUAAUUGCACUGCCGAACAAAUGAUCAAAGCAGCACAGUAUCACAUCACAACGGAAAGUAUAAUGUUAAGUAGAGACGAAGAACUGACAAUUUCUGGAAUGACUGGUAAGCAGUUCCAGAAACGACUAAUGAGUAUGCUUACUACUGAUCCAGCUGAAACUGGUGGUUUUCCAGAAGCUCCCCUAGCUUAUGACGCUGUCUGGGCAGUUGCAUUGGCUUUCAAUUGCACACUAUCAAAACUUCAAGCAGGGCAAAGCCUUGAGAAUUUCGCUUAUAAUAAUACAAGCAUUGCAGAAAAAUUAUUCAAUUGCGUUAAAGGCACGCAAUUUCGGGGUGUUUCAGGCCAGGUUAUGUUCAACGAUCUCGGCGAUCGCAUCGCACGAACACAGAUCGAACAAUUGCAAGAUGGAAAAUACCAAAUGCUGGGUAUUUACGAUACAACGACACUUAAUAUGAACUGGUAUGAUAAGGAAAAAUUUUCAACAAUGAAUGGAUUACCUCCUCCGGAUUCGACUCUUAUACAAGAAUGGCUUCUUACUGUUGAUCUAGGGUUAUAUUAUGCAGUUGCGUUAUUGGCAGUAAUCGGGAUCUUUCUUGCAUGUAUCAUAUUCAUAUUUAACGUCAGGAACUCUGAUAGGAUGAUAAUAAUGGAAUCUCAACCGCAGUGUAACAAUGUACUUCUAGUUGGAUGUAUACUUUGCUGCCUGAGCCUGUUGUUAUUAGGCCUACCAGCACGUGGAAUCACUGUUCCAAAGCAUUCAUUCACACUACUUUGUCAUUCACAAAUAUCACUUUUAAUGGUUGGUUUCACGUUUGCUUAUGGGUCGAUGUUUGCCAAAGUCUGGGUUGUUCAUCGAUUAGGCACAGCAGAAAAUCAACAUCUCAUUUCCAUGCCAACUACUGGCCAGCCAGUACCUGCAUGCAAAUUUUAUCUCGUAAUUACUGCGUUUUUUGUGGUUGAUGUAAUCAUAAUAAUUUGUUGGUUUGCACUUGAUCCAAUUCAAAGAGUCGAGCAACGGUUUCCACUACAAGAACCACCGAUUGGAACUGAGGAAGACAUUAUGCUUCUACCGAUCCUUGAACUCUGUCAAAGUAGACGACAUGAAGUGUGGACAGGUUUGGUAAUGGGUUAUAAAUGCUUACUAUUGGUGCUUGGUUUUUUCCUUGCAUAUGAAACGCGUAAUUUAAAACCUCUUUUUGUAAACGAUUUACGCUUCGUUGGUUUGGCUAUAUAUAAUGUUACCAUAUUAUCUUUAAUAACUGGACCAAUUGUCACUUUUCUUAUUCGAUCUCAAUCCGAUGCGAAUUUUGCUUUUACUAGCAUUACUGUUUUAUUGAGUACAUAUAUAACGCUUGGUCUAAUAUUUUUGCCAAAAAUUGUUCAUAUACGUCGAAUACCUAAAAGUGGUGAGAAAAAUGAUGGUAAUAAACCACUAUAUCAUCCAGAUGUUGCCGGGAUGGAGCAAAAACGAUGUCAACAACUUGUUCAUGAAAACGCUGAUCUGAAGUGUCAAAUAGAGCAUAAGGAAAAAAAAAUCGCGGAUUAUCGGCGGCGUUUAGGGAAACAUAUUCAGGAAACAAUUGGUAUUCCACUUCGUGAACAUAUAUGUAGCAGCACUAGCGAUGAAAAUAUGACACACUCAUUUCCAAGUGCACUGACAACAACUGCCUUGAUCGAAAAUUUGCCAAGUGAACAUACGGAUAAAUACAACAGUAAUUUCGAAGAAGUGGAAAACGAAGACACGUCGUCAACGUUCAGCGAAUUAUUUUUGUAA
Molecule: messenger RNA, 2559 nt
Organism: Cercopithifilaria johnstoni
Lineage: Eukaryota; Metazoa; Nematoda; Chromadorea; Rhabditida; Onchocercidae
Source: the annotation of a GenBank genome assembly